GAAGGAAGUGUUGGCAAGUUUUUUGCCGAAGGAUCCGUCGUUAAUUCCAGACGUAUAAUUACGAAGGAUCUCUAUAUAUUAACGAAGUUUCUUUGUUUAUAAACGAAGGUUCCCUGUAAAUUUACGAAGGAUCUUUGUAGAUUUACGAAGGUGCUUCGUAAAUUUCCAUUGUGAUUGGAAAAUCAGGAGAGAUCUUUCAAAAUAAUAAGGAAGGUUUUUGUAAAUAUACGAAGAGCUUCGUAAAUUAACGAAGGAACCAUUGGCAAUUUUUUUGCCGAAGGAUCCGUCGUUUAUUCCGCAUAUUAAUUUUUACAGUGCACACUAACAGCUUUGGUAUAACGAUAUCUUACAGGGAUCAACAACUUUCAGUUCAUUAGGGUAAGUGAGUAUGGGGCGAUUUGUAACAGAUUUUGGAAUUCUCUAUACGAAAUUUAGAACAUUCUGCAUAAAGAAUGACGUCUUUAGAAGAGACGUCCACUCCCAUGAUUCUGCGAGCUAGAUCUUCGUCGUAUUACGAGCAAAACGCUAAGAAUAAUGACAGCGCAGCAAAGUUUUAACAUAUGGUGACGAGUUCUCAUUAAUUUAUGACCAAUUCCUUCGUAUUACCAACAAAUUUGUCCGUUUUGUGAUAGAUUUGUAUCGUUACACUGCAAAUCCAAAGGCAAUAUAGUACCUUUUAUAGGCGAUACAAUUGAGUAUCGCCAAUAUUCGCCUUACGGAAAAGUAAUGCCUUCAAAACGGCGAUACACAAAAGUAUCGCCCAAAUUUGGCGAUACUUCGGGGUAUUGCCACGAUUUGGCAAUAAACGUUGCACAAAUCAAGGUGACAAGUCCUUAGUUUAAUGCCGUGGUUUUGGCGAUACCCGAAAAUAUCGCCACAUUUUGGCGAUACUUCUGUGUAUCGCCGUUCUGAAGGCAAUACUUCUCCGUAAUGCCGUUUGUUGGCGAUACUCAAUUGCACCGCCAAAAAAUGUACUUGAGUAUCGCCUUUCCAUUUGAAGUGUAAGUACUGAGACUUUCUUGAGUAUUAUGAUUGCUUGGCAUUUCUCAAUAUGAAAUCAGGAGUAAAACUAGUAAGAAGUUCAAAGGAAUAAACGCCUGAAAGACGUAAUGAUUAACAGGGUAGGUGUACGCCAGACCGUGUCUUGUCGUCGCGAUGCUGCGCAAGUUUCGACAAUCCACGCCUGGCGUGUACGCCUACCUUGGCCUGAGGCGCUAUAGCCUGCCUUCGGCAGGCUGCUUUCCCAGUCGGACCGUAGGAAUAAGCGUGAUCCCCCCCUAAAAAUUGAAUAUGGUGAUCAAAAUUUUCACUAAUGGGACUUAAUUUUGGGUCGGGGGUCAGAAUGGGUACUAUUUUCAUCAGCGCCCUCCAAAACAUAGGAAACGAUAUGGAACUUGUCUAAAAGUUCAAAGUACCAAAUAAGUUGUCUUUUUUCUGCCGUUUUUUAAAUGUUAAAAAAAAGGACAUACCUAAUAACCCUGCAAAAUCUCAGCCAGAUCGGCCAAGCUGUUCAGGAGUAGUGCACACAGACGCACACACACAGACAGAAAAGUUUUUUAACCCCACUGGAGUAACGGGCUUCGCUACCGCUCAGCCAAAAAGUUUAAAGGAAAACCUUCUUUAGUUGUGCCCCCCCCUCUCUCACACAAUGAGGGAAAUGUUUUAAGGCCACACGUAAACUUACUGCUGUGACAACCAAUCUGUUUGGUCGCUGGGGGUUCAAUUUAACGUUCGAUGGCCACAUUUAGAUCGUUUAGUCGCGCCACUUUAAUUGUGAGAUAUACUCUUAUGUUGUUGACUGUCUAUUUUACUCACUGCCACUAAAUCAAAUUAUGUCACAGUACACUGUAACAUAAUGCAGUCAUGACUGAAUGCAAUCAGAUGUGACGAGUGAAUGUUUAUUCCUGGCACGUUAACGUAAAACGGUAAAAAAGCUACUCCAAAAUGAGUAUUCGAACCUUGGGCAGUUGUAUUCCGAGUCCGUCGUCCUACCAAAGUGUUGUCGAGUGUUCUUUCCCCUUCCCCGCCAGAGUCAAUCUGAUCCCAGUCACCACCAGAGAGCACUCAGGCCCGGCCCAGUCUGGCAACCCUGGGCGGACGUUGCAGACUGCUGACGAACGACAACGACUCGCUUCACGCUGCUGAGCGCGCAGUCCAGUGCAGGUCACGCCACUCCAUCUCCUCCCUGCUGUCGCAGUACGCGCCCGGUUGGCAGGGGAAACUUUUCCCUGGAAAGUUGCUGCGCGAUCGAGUACAUCGGGAUUGUGACCUGCUGUACGCAUUAGCGUGUGAAAGUUCAGUGGUAACUGCGUGGGUGUGCGUGUGUUAGCGACCGGAAGGACCCGCGCGAGGUGCGGUGAUGGAAUCAGUACUUCUACACUCCGAGAGCAUUGGUUCGGUGCGAGUUGAAGGCGAUCGACUUCAUAAGAAGUUUCGUGAAUCCUGGACCGGAAGUCAACAGGCCGCGACUUCACUUGGCAUUGUCGAAACUGUGAGGAUGGACGCGCUGCCCGACGAGUUGCUGCUCGAGGUGCUGGGGCGCGUCGACGACGGCCUCACGCUGCUCGACGCGGUGCCGCUGGUCUGCAGGCGCUGGCACCGCCUGUCCCGCGACCCCGGCGCCUGGAGCAGCGUCACGGUGCACAUCAAAGGCUGCUUCCACUACGAGGCCAAAGGCGGUGACGAGGACGAGCAUGAUGGGCACGACGUGAUUCAGAAUGCAGCGCGCAUCCUCCUCCACGCGCCCUCACUCCGUUGCGUCGAGUUCGACGUCGCCGGCUACGGUUCCGACCGUCCCUCGCGGUGCCGCUUUGGCGAAGAUCUCAUACCUUCUGCUAUGGGCCGCUGCCGAGCUGAUGUCCGUGAGAUUUUGCUGGCGCGACCCGCUUUUUAUAAUGAUACCCACGACAGUUCUUCGGCGUAUUCGAGGCCGGCCGGAUUUUGCCAUCUUCUCGAUUUUGUGUCGAGGAGAGUGGGUCACGUCCGGUGCCUGGAGAUAGGCUACUUGCUGCAGGCAGGAACUCCGUUCGAGCGCGCCUUGGGGCAGUGCGAGAACCUGGAAGAGCUCCACAUCAUGCUACCUAACCGCUUCCAGUACGGUGGAGAGCUGAGGGGACGACGGCUGCCCAAGCUUAGAAGACUCACGCUAGAGCCUUGGUCUGUGUUGAGAGUGGAACACUGCCGGCUGUUCCUGACAGACCUCGUCGGCUGCGCGGCGCAGUCUGUGCGCCACAUCCGUUGCGAGGGUUCGUCUUCGUCAUCCGAGGACGUCCUUGCCGAGUUGCCCCGCUGCGUGGAGCUUCGGAGCCUGCACUGCGGCAUCGAGGGAGCAGCUGUGUCCAUGUCGCUGACUAGGCUACGCAGCCUGUCUCUGCUGAUACAGUUUGAUACUAUAGGGCGAAGCGAGCAGGACCAACUCCGGGCGUGGUCGGCCACAGAGCGCGCGCUUCGUGCAAGCGGUGAACUGCUAAGCCUGCGAGAGCUGCGCCUGGCUGCGGCCUCGUGGCUGUGGGACCCGAACCACCGCCAGGCCGUGUGGAGGGUUGUCACGGCUCUCGGGACCCGGACUCCGAACGUGACGAAUGUUUCCCUCGGCAGCAUCCUGGGGGAGUUCUUUCACGACUCUGUGCUGGGGUUCUUGAAGUCCCUGCCCCGGCUGGAGUCCGUCCACAUCGACGCGUUCCCGUUCCACUUGCUCCCUCGGUUGGCGGAGGUUGGUGGAAUCAAGCGGGUUUCGGGAGAUGUGACUUGGCGUUCUGAUGGGGAGGGGGACUUAUCUUGUGCCGCCGCUGAGCUGGUUGAGUUCCAGCGCCGGCGACCGGACAUAGAUUGCAGGCUCUCCGUUCGCCGCUCUUACUAUUUAUCCUCCUGAAAAAGCUGAUUUCCUCAAUUAUCUCUGAUUCAGUCACCUGCUUUUCCACUUCUCGGCCCAA
Molecule: messenger RNA, 3932 nt
Organism: Thrips palmi
Lineage: Eukaryota; Metazoa; Arthropoda; Insecta; Thysanoptera; Thripidae
Exons: 5
Coding region: 2360-3871 (503 amino acids)
Molecular function (GO): protein binding
Source: RefSeq, a predicted model, not a curated record